Aspergillus heteromorphus CBS 117.55 is the source of this 1049-nucleotide messenger RNA. RefSeq lists its product as uncharacterized. Bases 127 to 864 code for a protein of 245 amino acids. The record is from RefSeq and is a predicted model, not a curated record. The transcript has a single exon. Lineage: Eukaryota; Fungi; Ascomycota; Eurotiomycetes; Eurotiales; Aspergillaceae.
AGUAGCUGACUGCCCAUAGACUUCGAGGGCCUUGUUCGGGCGAUUCAAACGACCGGGAGGCAUCAGAAACAGUCACCUGGCAGGUCAGUUCACUGAUAAUCCACAAAGGACCUCGACUUCCGGGGCAUGGCCUGCCCGAGACCGGCAACAGUGCAACAAAAAGCUGGUGAAACGGCCUGGUUGCGUCACGGCUCGAGCAUGAUCGACCACAACCACGGGAAUACACGGACUGGUAGGCUGAUAGUAAAGGAGGAAAACGGGCCAUGGGGGCAGAGUGGAGCUCUUCACCCCCGGAUUCUCAUCGUGUGUCUGCUGUUUGGCGCAGAGUGCAGUGGGAGAGUGGAUGUCCAAGACUGGGGAGAUUCUCUAGCCGUUCUAGAUGCGGGCGAAGCCGGGGAGCAUCCCGGGAAGGACCGCGACGGACCCAGCUGGCCGGCCAGGGAUGAGUCAGCAGGGCGAGGCCGUGGUCGUCGGGAGACCGGAUUGGGAAGGCACGGAGGGAGGGAGAAUCGGGCAGGAGCGUGCAGUGCAGGGCAGGCGAUUAUUGACGGCGUCGGCCAGACGGAAGCAACUUCAGCAACAAUCCUCCUGAUAGUCCGCUCCAACAACUCCGAGACGAUCCCGAUUAUUUGCCAAUCUAUCUACUAUCUAUCAAUCUAUGCCAGGCACAACCAAAGUGGGCACAUCUUCAAGACAGCAGCAGCAUCGUCAGCUUCUGGUCUAGGGAGUAGGGUAUGUAACACUUUUCCCCUCACAGCAAAUACCGGCGCUGCCGACUUUUCUCCCCACCACGCGAAAUUUCCCCCUCACGGCCUCACGGACCUCUCCAAUUCCCGCCCAUCCCCUCCCUCCGUCUCCAACUGAGCCCGAGUCCGGAGGAUGAUGUCUUUGACAAUUGACGCAAACCUGGAAAACUCUUUAGCUUGUGAUCAUCUGGAACUGGACCCACCCCCCCUCGAGCCAGUCGCGUCUUGAGCCCGUCGCCAGAAGAAGGAAAUUAUCCGCCCUUCGAUUCCCCAGCGACACACCGAUUCGCCAAAAACAGCUAA